Messenger RNA from Salvia hispanica, 1803 nucleotides. The record is from RefSeq and is a predicted model, not a curated record. NCBI's taxonomy places the organism in Eukaryota, Viridiplantae, Streptophyta, Magnoliopsida, Lamiales, Lamiaceae.
AUGCAGGGCGAUGGAAACCUUGUUCUGUAUCCUGUCGAUUCACCGAGUACAUCGGCUUACGCUUACUAUUCAACACUCACAAUCGGAGUAGGUGGAAACGUCUCUCUUAACCUCGAAAGCGACGGCCGUCUUUAUCUGCUCAACGGUAGCUUGCCUCUGUGGAAUAUAUGCAAUGGUGGAUUCCCUACACAUGGAUACAUCAAUCUCAUGAGGCUCGAUGUCGGAGGAAUCUUCCGCAUCUACUCUCUCUCUCUCGGUGAUCUCACCAUGGCCAGGAGUUGGUCAUCUACGGAAGACGUCUGUGUUCCCAAAGGUAUCUGCGGAGUCAACGCCUUCUGUAUUCUUCAGAAUACUGCGCCGGAAUGUCAGUGUCUUCCCGGUUUUGUCUCUGUUCAGUCCGGCAACAACACAGCUGGCUGUUCUAGAAACUUCCUAGCACAGGGCUGUGCCAAAAUUGAUGAUAGACUGAAAUACGAAAUGAGAAGGGUCGAAAACUCAGAAUGGGAGGAUAACUCGUAUGAGAUUUUGGAAAUGAUGAGUGAAGAAGAGUGCAGCAAAGCAUGCCUCGAUGACUGCAACUGCGAAGCAGCCUUCUUUCGAGACAGCCAAUGCAGCAAACAGAGGCUUCCGUUAAGAUAUGGAAGAAGGUCUCUGGAUAGCUCGAACGUGGCUCUCGUUCGCUUCAGUACAACCGUGGUACCCGACAUGGGAGGCAAUUCUGAUACUAAAAUCAUCACCAAGAAAGAGCCGCAUAUGGACAUCCUCAUCAUUGGCAUUGUGCUUAUGUCAAUAGGCGUGUUGGCCUUGUUAAUUUCUGUGUUCUUCGCUCACAAGAAACGGAAGGACUACAACAAGAUUACUAACGAAGAUGGUGCUAACUUUGCGGAGGGCAUUUCGCUGAAAUUGUUCACAUUUGAGCAUUUGUCCGAAGCAACAAACGGCUUCAAGGAAAAGCUGGGGAGAGGAGCGUCUGGCACGGUGUUCAAAGGGGUUCUGCAGAAUGGCCAGAAAAUGGUGGCAGUGAAGAGGUUGGAGAAGGAAUACACACAAGGAGAGAUAGAGUUCCAGACAGAGCUGAAGACGAUUGGAAAGAUGUAUCACCGGAACCUAGUCCGACUCCUAGGUUACUGCUUCAAUAAAGACAACAAAUCGUUGGUGUUUGAGUACAUGAGCAACGGAUCCCUAGCUGAUAUACUUUUCAAUCAAGAGAAACAGCCAAGCUGGGAGGAACGGAUGGAAAUCGCUCGUGAUAUAUCUAGAGGGAUACUGUAUCUGCACGAAGAGUGUGAGACGCAGAUCAUUCACUGCGAUAUAAAGCCUCAGAACAUACUCAUGGAUAGGAACUGGUGCGCUAAGAUAUCAGACUUUGGGCUAGCAAAGCUUCUAAAUCAAGAUCAGACUAAUACAAUUACUGGGAUAAGAGGCACUAAGGGCUAUGUAGCACCAGAGUGGUACCAUAAGCAGGCGAUCACAGUGAAAGCAGAUGUUUAUAGCUUCGGUGUGAUGCUGUUGGAGAUCGUAUGCUGUAGGAAGUGUGUUGAUUGGAGCAGGAGUGAGGAUGAGGCCAUUCUUGAGGAAUGGGUAUACGACUGUUAUGCAACGGGGAAGAUUGGGAGUCUGGUGGAUGACGAAAUGGUGGAAGAGAAGAACGUGGAGAGGAUGGUGAAGAUAGGGAUAUGGUGUGUGCAAUAUGAUCCAUCACUGCGUCCAACUAUGAAGGAAGUUCUACUAAUGUUGGAGGGAACUGUUGAGAUUCCAAUACCUCCAUGCCCGAGUUCCUUCUUUAAGUUAAAUCUAGCUUGA